AUGCUCAUCAUUUUUAUUUUAUCACUUUUACUUUGGUAUAAUUUUCUGAGAGGUGGUUAUGUGUUAGAGCCAGUUGAAAAUCCAACAGGUGCUGUCGCUGGUUCACUGGUAUUAUUAGCUGAAAUUGGAUAUAAUUUUGAAGUCUUUCAAACCGGUUAUGUUGUUGACAAUAUUGUUAAAUUCCCUGAUGUUGCCGUUAAAAUGGUUAAUUAUACAUUAUUGGAUCAAUUACUUGAUAAUAAAAAGGCGUUUAGUCCUAAGAUUUACAAAUUUUUAAUUAGUAUUAAGACUAGAAAAAGGCUGCCUUGA
This is a messenger RNA of Scheffersomyces coipomensis, 309 nucleotides long. RefSeq lists its product as uncharacterized. NCBI's taxonomy places the organism in Eukaryota, Fungi, Ascomycota, Pichiomycetes, Serinales, Debaryomycetaceae. The record is from RefSeq and is a predicted model, not a curated record. The transcript has a single exon. The coding region runs from base 1 to 309 and encodes 102 amino acids.